Messenger RNA from Lathyrus oleraceus (garden pea), 1392 nucleotides. RefSeq names its product heavy metal-associated isoprenylated plant protein 3. Lineage: Eukaryota; Viridiplantae; Streptophyta; Magnoliopsida; Fabales; Fabaceae. The record is from RefSeq and is a predicted model, not a curated record. Gene Ontology annotation, molecular function: metal ion binding. Bases 214 to 1188 code for a protein of 324 amino acids. The transcript is spliced from 5 exons.
GAUGAAAAGGAAAAUAAAUAAAAAAGUUAGUACUAGUUAAUGGCGUGUGGGCCCAUUUCUUUUCCACACAACAAAUACGCACAGCAGGUUGAUCUUUUGCCACUAUUUAUGUACUAAGCGUUACUCACAGUCACACAAUAGCAGUUACAAAACACUAGCCAAUUCCCAAAUCACACUCUCUCUUCUUCCUCUAGCAUCUUUCAACAAACCACAAUGGCGAAAAAGAAAAAUAAGGGAAAUGGACAAAACAACAACAACAAUGGAGAAAAGGAAAAUGGAGAAAACAACAAUGGAGGAAAUAAGGAAGACAACAACAAUAACAAAAAUAACAGUGAUAACAACAACAACAUGGUCUUGAAAGUCUCCAUGCAUUGUGACGGCUGUGCUUCCAAAAUCAUCAAACACCUUCGCUCCAUCAAAGGUGUGGAAGCGGUGAAAGCAGAGAGCGAGACCGGAAAAGUAACCGUCGUCGGAAAAGUGGACCCUGUGAAAGUGAGGGAUAAUCUCGCGGAGAAGAUAAAGAAGAAAGUGGAACUCAUUUCUCCACAGCCCAAGAAGGAGAAAGAGAACAAGAAGGAAACGGAAACAAACAACAAAUCAGAUGAGAAAGCGAAAACCGACGACCAAAAAACCAAAGAGAAAGAGUCGGUUACCACUUCUGUGUUGAAAAUGUUACUACACUGUCAAGGAUGUAUUGAUAAAAUUGGCAAGAUUGUGUUGAAAACCAAGGGAGUGCUUGAAAUGGCAAUAGAUAAGGAGAAAGAUACUGUGACUGUGAAGGGUACAAUGGAUGUGAAGAAAUUGGUUGAGAAUUUGACAGAGAAGCUCAAGAGGAAAGUUGAGGUUGUUCCUCCUAAGAAAGAGAAGGAAGGUGGUGGUGGUGAGAAGGAAGGAGGUGGAGGAGGUGGAGGAGGGAAGAAAAAGAACAAGGGUGGUGGUGGUGGUGGUGGUGGUGAUGGAGGAGAAGGGGGAGAGAAUAAUAAUAAUAAUAAUAACAAUGAAGGGGGAGAAGUUAAGAAAAUGGAGUAUAUGGUUCAACCAGCAUUUGGUUAUGGUUUUGGUUAUGGGAAUGGAAACUAUGAGGGAUAUAAUGAACAAGUUUACCAAAAUCUGUUACAUAUUCAUAUGCAUACUCAACCACCCCAAAUGUUCAGUGAUGAGAAUCCUAAUGCUUGCAAUGUCAUGUGAUGUGAGUUAUCAUUAUGUCAGAACUGAAUUUCAUUCAAUUCAAUAGGAUGGUGAGAUGAAUGAUGAUAGUCUUUUGGUGAUUCCAUGAGGCAGGGAAAAAAGAGAGUAGUCAGUGAGUAACUAGAGUCUUUUUCAUUCUUUUCCUUUUAAAAAUGUUUUGUGCUAUGUAAGGAAAAGUUUUGUUGAAAUUAAAUUUAAAGAAUA